AUGUUUCCGAAACUGAGUGUUGCUUUGGCAAUGCUACUGAUGUUUGCCGAUUCGAGUGUGUUCUCGACUGGCUGCCCCUCGGACGGGAGCCAGUGCAGGAACUGUAUCGUGAACCGGUUGAAAACCGAGUGCCCGGGUUGUGCGCCGAUCAUGCAGUGCAUGGCUAAGUGCUUGUGGGCCGGUUCUUCACGUCCAAAAUGCGUGAAGAAAUGUGACUGUAAUAUUGGCGGGUACCCAAGACUGGCCGAUUGCAAGAAGUGUUUGUUUCAGUGUUUUGUAAUUUCUGGGGUUCUGGUCACUAUUUGA
Messenger RNA from Striga hermonthica, 306 nucleotides. NCBI's taxonomy places the organism in Eukaryota, Viridiplantae, Streptophyta, Magnoliopsida, Lamiales, Orobanchaceae. The record is from the annotation of a GenBank genome assembly.